Trichoderma aggressivum f. europaeum is the source of this 1206-nucleotide messenger RNA. RefSeq lists its product as uncharacterized. Gene Ontology annotation, cellular component: nucleus. Gene Ontology annotation, biological process: base-excision repair; nucleotide-excision repair; base-excision repair, AP site formation. Bases 1 to 1206 code for a protein of 401 amino acids. NCBI's taxonomy places the organism in Eukaryota, Fungi, Ascomycota, Sordariomycetes, Hypocreales, Hypocreaceae. The record is from RefSeq and is a predicted model, not a curated record. The transcript has 3 exons. Gene Ontology annotation, molecular function: 8-oxo-7,8-dihydroguanine DNA N-glycosylase activity; damaged DNA binding.
AUGGCGAUGAAGCGCAUUGUCGACUGGCGCAAACUGCCAGUGAGCCUCACGGAACUCUGCAUUGACACAACCUUGCGGUGUGGCCAAUCAUUCAGGUGGCGGAAACUCAAUGAUGAAUGGACAUGUACCUUGCAUGGGAGGAUAUUGUCCUUGAAGCAAGAUGAAACUCAUCUACACUAUAAAGUGACUUGGCCAGAACACCGCACUGAGAGUAAAUCGUCCGGCAAAGACGUGCCAUUAGAGAAGGACGACACAGAAGAUCUCCUUCGCCACUAUUUCAGCUUAAACAUUGAUCUGGCUUCCCUGUAUCAGCAGUGGUCGAAGGAUGACCCAAACUUUCGGGAAAAGGCACCGCAGUUUACGGGGGUUCGGAUCCUGAACCAAGAUGCAUGGGAGGCGUUGAUAUCCUUUAUAUGCAGCAGCAACAAUAACAUAUCUCGCAUCUCUCAAAUGGUCCAUAAACUUUGCAAGCAUUACGGCCCGUUGAUUGGCCACAUAGAGGGCGAGGCCAUGCACGAUUUCCCAACCCCAGAGUCUCUAACGAAAAAGACAGUCGAAGCCCAUUUAAGAGAACUUGGCUUUGGGUAUCGCGCCAAGUACAUCGCAGAGACGGCUCGCAUCAUUGCCAAAGAAAAGCCUUCAGCAUGGUUGGACUCACUGCGCAACCCAGACUUCCCUGCAUUCAACGCCGUGGCAGUAGUCGAUGGGCCGCAAUCCACCUACAAAGAUGCACAGGCUGCGCUCCUCUCCCUCACUGGCGUAGGCCCAAAGGUAGCCGACUGUGUAUGCUUAAUGGGUCUAGGAUGGGGAGAAUCAGUCCCGGUAGAUACACAUGUUCUUCAGAUUGCGCAGAGGGAUUAUCGCUUUGGCAAAAAGGGCCCCAAAACGAUCAACAAGGUCAUGUACGAUGCGAUUGGAGAUCAUUUUAGAGGUAUAUGGGGCAAAUAUGCGGGCUGGGCCCAUUCAGUCUUGUUCACAGCCGACCUACGAGAGUUUUCAAGUCGUAUCAAGGGCGAAAAAGUUGAAGAACUACCGGAGAAAGAAGAUGCUCCAAUCUCAAAGAAGGGGUCUCCAAGGAAGAGGAAAGCAGCUGUUGAGGUAGAGUUAGAAAGUGUAGUGCUUGUGAAAGAGGAGGAUACAAAGGAGGGAGUCAUUCUAGAAGUAGACACGACAACCAAAAGGCGGCGAACAAGAGCUCGGCCAUGA